ACUGACAAGCAUAUGGUAAGCGUUGCAAAAACUUGAGAGGAAUCUUGGCAUAUCACAGGCUCAAAGCUAGAAGCUCGUGAUGCAACUAGCACGACGAUCGAUCGCCCAUUCGCUCAUGCGCGAGGAGCUGAAUAAUGAUGGAUCUUGCAGGGCGCCGCCAUCGGCAUCAUCUGCGCCGCCAUCCUGCUCGCCGGCCUCGCCGGCCCCGCGUGCCGCGCGGCCGGCGGCGACCUCCUGUUCGACGUCGUGGCCCACGGCGCGAGAGGCGACGGCACCACGGACGACACCAAGGUACGUGAGUCCAACAUCCGGUCGACGGCGCCGGCCGGGCGUGCUCACUGUUCCGUGGUGUGUGUCUCUGGUUUCUCUCAAGGCGUUCCAGGCCGCGUGGGCGCCAGGGGGCGUCGGCGACGAUGGUCGUGCCGGCUCGGAGGUCGUUCCUCGUCGGCCCCGUGAACUUCCACGGGCCCUGCGCCCCCGGAAGAAUCACCGUGCAGGUCCGGGGCAAGAUUACGGCGCCACCAUCGACGGCGGUGAGCACAUGGAGCAGGGUGAGGAACAACUACUGGCUCAUGUUCAGUCGCGUGGACGGUCUCCUCGACGGCAAUACAAUGGCCAAAGCUGGUGGGUCAGGAAAUACAGCGACGUCCCUUGCGUUCAGUCAGCACCGACGGCGCUGACGCUGGUGAGGUGCAACAACCUGGAGGUGAGUCGGAUCAGCAGCAAGGACAGCCCGCAGAUGCACGUCGCCAUCCUCCAGAGCAGCGGCAUCACCCUGCGGAAGCUCAACAUCACCGCGCCGGGGAGCAGCCCGAACACGGACGGCAUCCACAUCGAGCAGAGCCAGAACGUGCGGGUCGCCGACUCCAGGAUCGGCACGGGCGACGACUGCAUCUCCGUAAGCUCCGGCAGCAGCUUCGUCGCCGUCGACGGCAUCGAGUGCGGGCCUGGCCACGGAGUAAGUAUCGGGAGCCUGGGCAAGAAUGGAGACACGGCCGCCGUGGAGUUCGUCGACGUGAGGAAUGUUCGCUUCACCGAUUCGAUGAACGGGGCCAGGAUCAAGACGUGGGAGGGUGGACAAGGGUACGCAAAAUCCAUCUCGUUCACCAACAUAGAAUUCGACAACGUGGACCACCCCGUGCUCAUCGACCAAUUCUACCGAGACCGCUCUGUGCAGGUGGGCGUGGCGAUCAGCAACGUCACGUACAGCAACCUGAGGGGCACCUCAAGCCGGGCAACGACCGUCGCGUUCGACUGCAGCGGCGGCGGCGGCUGCACGGACAUCCAUGUCAACUCCAUGGUGAUCACGGGGCCAGGUGGCCGGCGAACAGUCGCCCGCUGCCGGAACGCGCAGGUGGCCAUCUCCGGACAGGUUUACCCGGAGAUCCCGUGCCGCAGCUAGUGGACGGGGAAGGUCUACAUGCCCCGUCAUGAUGUAGCCUCCUUGCCAUUGCAGAAAGUUGCCGUCUGCACUGAAGAAACUGUUGUAAC
Panicum hallii is the source of this 1491-nucleotide messenger RNA. Its product is annotated as polygalacturonase-like. The record is from RefSeq and is a predicted model, not a curated record. The transcript has 8 exons. The coding region runs from base 80 to 1402 and encodes 440 amino acids. NCBI's taxonomy places the organism in Eukaryota, Viridiplantae, Streptophyta, Magnoliopsida, Poales, Poaceae. Gene Ontology annotation, biological process: carbohydrate metabolic process. Gene Ontology annotation, molecular function: polygalacturonase activity.